Aspergillus glaucus CBS 516.65 is the source of this 1272-nucleotide messenger RNA. RefSeq lists its product as uncharacterized. Gene Ontology annotation, molecular function: metallopeptidase activity. Bases 1 to 1218 code for a protein of 405 amino acids. The transcript has 6 exons. Lineage: Eukaryota; Fungi; Ascomycota; Eurotiomycetes; Eurotiales; Aspergillaceae. The record is from RefSeq and is a predicted model, not a curated record.
AUGCUUCGGCCCACGGGUGCCUUUGAAGCUCUCGCACGGCAAUGGAGAUCUCACGUUCAGAUCCUGCUUGUGUUGUGUUUUAUCACCUUUGCAAGUGCCUUUUCUGAUGACAGUUCGGCAAUCUCCUCUGCAGGUACCCCGGUAAACGCUGGUUUUAUCAACGGGACUGCACUUGGGCAAGACUCGCAUUAUCUCUACAAACGUGCAGGAACCAACAGUAGAAGCAAUGUCGCUUAUACAUCGACGUGCUCAGAUGAUCAAGUUACAUACUUGGACAGUUCGCUGAGCGAAGCUAAAGACCUGGCUUCCAGAGCUGUCACGGCUAUAAGUGAGCUGUUGGACAUAAUGCGGCUCAAGGAACAGCCCGAGCAUUGGCCUUCAGCCUCGUAUACCAGAAGAUACCGAAACUUCCUUCUCUGGGGUUCCUUGUUUGGUGAGCCGAUACUGCAGAGAGGGGUUGGCAGAAGGACUCUACAGGAUACCAUCAGUACGAUGGCGAGUAUGAAAAAUGCCUUCAUUCGUGUUCGAAACGCACUCGACGUCAAGAAGAACAACUUUCACAUGAUAAUCAAUUGCCAUGACAAUUGGCUUGUAUACUCGCAUGAUGAAGAGAUUUCCGAUGGCAAGGGAGGCAAGGUGUUAUCUCGGAUGUAUCACGAUACGAGAAUUCAAGAUCAAAAAGUCUACAUGAGCCAUACGAUGACAUGCCACGAAAGGCCUUCAAUGAGAGGCUACACUUGGGAAAACAAGUUUACGGGCAAGGAAGAGACUGUCUAUUGCCCCAACUCAUUCCCAAUGUGGAACGGUCGCCACAUAGCCGAUAGGCAGAGCUCGACCUUUGCGUCUAUGAAGGGAAAGACGUUCAAAGAUGUGAAGGAGUAUGCCGCUGCCGGCACCAUGCUCCAUGAAGUCACUCAUUCUGAGAAGACUCUCGGCGAUUACGCGACCGAAGACGUACACAUCACCUAUCAGGGACAAACAUACUCCGCGUACGGUGGACCUCUUUGCCGGGAGCUCGCCAUGACCUUCACUGACGACAUUGGAUACCCCGAACUGAAUGCCGAUACUUUGGCCUUGUUUGGACUCGGGGUUUAUUACAGCCAGUGCAAUUGGGCUAACCCUGAUAAGCCCGGUAAAUGCUGGACUGACAAGCCGGAUAGAAUUUGCCCAACGGUAAACAACCAGAGAACAUGUGUGGCCUUUAACUGGAAAGCUUAAUGCAUUGUUACCCGGUAUGCCGGACAUGCGGGUAGGAGGGGGGUGAUGGUGGAC